UGCAAAAUCAGCCCUUGGAGUCGCAUCCGCCAAAGUGUAACGAAUAUAUUAAAACCAGAAUUAUUAGAAAAUAUUGCUUCUUUGCUUCAAUAUCCUAGGAAAAAAAUUAUGCUAGCCUAAUCGCCCUGUCCUCGUCUCUCCUGCAAUUAUUGUAUCGCCCUCUCUGUCCUUGUCCCGUAGUUUCCUACUUUUUCCGCAAUUGUCGCUGAAGUUAACUCGAAGUUUGGCUCUGGCUCCUACGCACCCUUAACGUACUCAUUGCUUUUUUUUUUUUAAUUUUGAUAGGAACUUUCCUAGGAAAGCUUGGACUUUUGAGUUUCGUUUUCUCCUUUUAUUUUAAUGAAGUAUGAAACAUAUGUGAAGUGUCAUACAUGUGUGAAGAACUAUACAUGUGGAAAUCGAUAAAUUUGUGUAACCCCAGAGGGUUGAUAAUUAUUGCUAAAUUGAAUAACUAUUCAUAGAAAUGAUAAAUUUGACAUAUCAACUAACAUAUCGCACUGUUAUAAAGCAAAGAAUCGUAUUAAUUAUGCCUUUAUGAAAAAUUAAGAAUAAUUUAUUAAAAGAUAUCGGUGGCGUUAAAAAAAAAAAAGUUCGUUAGGAAACUAACAAUAAAUUAAGAUACUAUUAUUUUAUUUUAUUGUAUUCAUAUUGUAUUUUUGUUAAAUAUUUAUAUUUACAAUAUUAUAAUAGUAACAGAAGUCCAAAAGUCUGAAAUAUAUGUAUAAGAACACACAGAAGUAUGAAAUAAAAAGACUGAGACAAGGGAAUAAAACAAAGUUAAGUCGAAUGAUAACAAAUUCUUAGCCUAUUUACAAAUAUUAAAAUAGAUUGGUGCGUCAAGCUGGGAAAGCCUAGUACAAAAUAAUGUGAUAAUCUACAAUAAGUAUAUAUAUCCAAACGGUGCUCACAAAUAUAGAUCAUAAGUUUAAUAUACAUAGCUCUAGAAUAAGGAAAGUAUAAGUAGGUUUAGUUGCAAAUAAUAUGUAAUUCCUAACAUAGAAUAUUUUGAAACUAGUUAUAAGGAAACGCUUGUAUUGUGAUUAUCGAUGUAAGACAGUGCAAUGUAGAGGAUACCUACGCACUUAAAAAAAAAAAAAAAAUGUUGGUGGCGCCAUCGUACGUAAACGGUGGAAACUAUUUCUACUACAAACUUGGGCAUUUUCCCACCGAUGGCGCCACUACGUACUAAUUGGCGCCAAAUUCGAAAGUACAAAGUGCGCAUAUAUCAACAAGAGAGAAGAUCGUUUCUAUAUUAAAUAAUAACUGCUCAUUCAUUAGUUCAAUAAUUAUUGUGCUCUCUCUUUAGAUCAAAUACUUCACAAAUAACUAUAUUGGAAAGCACUGAAAUCAAUGUUUGAGAAGUUUAAUGAAUGAUACUUGUGUAUAUUAUGUUAGUUUCUGUCGAAGUUAAAUGAGAUUGUUGCAACACGGAAUUGUUUAUUUAGAGAGGAAGAUGCAAAGUGGAAGCACAGUAUUUUCCAUCCAUGGUGUGGCAAUAUGGCACCAUUGUCCGAGGAAAGAAGGCCGGGAAGGGGUAGAGCUAUAUACCGUUGGGGUGGCUUGAUUGGAAUUCAAGUUUAUCCGCAGCGUUCGAGGUCUAGGUUGUACUCAUCUUCUAGAAGUGGAAAGGGACGAGGAUCGAUGCGACACGAUCAUGAAAGAAAUUGCAUCCGAAGACAGAGCAACCGUAACGGAUGACACACCGGCCAGGUUGCAUUCGACUUGGUUAUCGGAAGAAUGCGAAAUACGCGCGGGACCCGAAUACAUCGUAAGGAAAUACAGUUUCUUCGCGAACGGCACGUUCCUUUUGCUACGAUUCUAUUACGCUGAAGAGUCAUGCAGCAUCGCAACGUACACCGUCGUGGCUCGUGGAUCUAUCGAAAUCACGUCGGCGUCGGUCACGGUUCCUGGUGCCACCGAAGCCAACGUUCGGCUGGACUCGAUUCGCUUGGUACCGUUUAACAGACAGGUCGUUCACAAAUUUGAACGCAGACUAAACGCGAGUUGCGGUGGGAUCGAAACUAAAUGGCGUAUGUUCACGGCGCAACUGAUCUACGAACGACGGGAGAUCGAUGGAUCGUCGAAUGCUAGUUUUCAGGAUCACGGUUUGAACUCGAAUUCCUUUCAAAGUCGCUUGCCACGGCCCAGAAACAGAGGUUCGUUGGAAUGUCUGGAAUACCUCGGCAUCGAAUUCACCGAGCUCGGAUUGCUUCGAGUCGAGAAAAGACGCUUCGAUUCAGCCGACGCGGACGGGACGCGAACGAAAGUCGAAUUAUUGCUUGGCGAGGUGGGUCGAAACGGACGUUCCGUGAAACAGGGUGUAGGAGCACGAAGACCUAAUCGGUUCCAAUCAGCAGCUUUGCUGCGCGCUGAUACGGCUUUCGGAUGCCUGACCUGUGGAAGCGUGUUGCGCGGUUCGGAGUACAAUCCACCUCUGUUUCAUCAAGCGCCAUCGCUUCCGGCGGUGAUCGACGGCAUCUGGCUGAGCAUCAGAUGCGAAAGCGUCGACGAGGGUUUCUGGUCCAGGAGAUUCUUUCGCAUUUAUUCAGGCGGUAACCGGUGGUCCGCGCGUUGGACUUACUACACCGACUCCGCGUGCUCGAUUCCUCUGCAUACGGUCAUCGUAGCUGGCACUUACGUUCAACGGGCGGUCAGACGGAAACGAGACGACGACCAUUCGAGUAUCACGAUCGAUCGCGAAGGCGCUCGACUCUGGAGGGCUCGGAGACCUCUAACUCCAGAAUCGAGUGGACCUUCGAUUACAUCGCGUGGCACUUGGCGAGAGAAACCGGAUGUGGUUCGAACGGAGUCCGUUUCUUUUCGAAAAGACACCGCGCUGCUCUCUGGAACGACCGAAUUGGAGUUACGAGUCAUCGAGAGUAGGUCAGUUCCUGUCGACAAGACGGUGUGGACACGUUGCUCGACGGCUGCGAAAAGAACGGCAACGGGAAGCUCGUGGUCGAAAAAUUGCGUACCUCGAACCGUCGAGGCUCCAGCGGUUCUGACGUUUAAGGCGAGGAUAGGUUUGGAUUGGAACGAAGAGUAUAUUCUGCUGCUAGCACCGUGGAAAGACGAACUCUGGGAGGCGCCUCUUCGUCGAUGCUCUGGGACAAUUUCGCAACGUUACUUUCGAGCAAACAGUGAUCUACCCGAAUCUCUCCAAGGACGACAAUUUCAGACUGAAACGCAUAAUCAGUUACUUAAACGACAGGGUCGAUAUUGGUUUCCCUCUUCGACCACCUCUUGCCUUUCAACGAGUAGUUCGUUGGUCUAUCUUGCGAUAGUACAUUUGCUACCGAAGUUGCACUAUGCUUAACCGAUUACGCGAAGUAGUAUAUAUCGAAGGGAGUGUUUUCGUUGUGGUUCGAUAACAGUUAUUAUAAUUUUAAAUAAGGCCAUCUAGUAGUUCAGCCCAACGACAGCUGGAAAUUCGAUGAAAUGUUAUCGCUAGACUGCGGAUCUUUAUGCAUUUGUAGGAAAUUUAAAUGUGCAAGAAAGUACGAAAUGCAAAUAAUAUGCAAGAAUAU
Messenger RNA from Hylaeus volcanicus, 3527 nucleotides. Its product is annotated as protein APCDD1-like. Gene Ontology annotation, biological process: negative regulation of Wnt signaling pathway. The transcript is spliced from 5 exons. Gene Ontology annotation, cellular component: plasma membrane. Bases 1655 to 3316 code for a protein of 553 amino acids. The record is from RefSeq and is a predicted model, not a curated record. Gene Ontology annotation, molecular function: Wnt-protein binding. NCBI's taxonomy places the organism in Eukaryota, Metazoa, Arthropoda, Insecta, Hymenoptera, Colletidae.